CAGCAUAGACCACGCUUUUUGAACAACGUUUGUUUCUUUCUACUUCCAGCAGUGCGCCAUGAAGUUAGAACUCAGCAUUUUCGCUGUCCUGAUAGCCAUUUCUGCGGCGCAUUAUCCGUCACGUGGUCACUCAUUGUCACUAUGGGGCGGCGGAUAUCGCGGUAUGCGGGGCGGCUAUGGAUUCAGAGGUUUCGGUGGAGGACUGUUUAUGGGAGGCGGAUACAAUAUCUAUAAUCGCUAUGGUUAUGACAACGAUUAUUUUGAUAAUUAUCACGAUAAUUUUGAUGGAUUUUAUGGUGGUUUCGGCAGAUUUGAUAAUUUUGGUGAUUUCUAUGACAGUGACUGGGACAAUUUUGAUGACGACUACGGUCGGUAUAUGUCAUUCUAUGACCCAUAUCGUCCAAUGUAUGGAGGUUACCGACGAGGCUCAUGGGGAUGGCGGAGACCUGUAUACAGACCAAAAAUACCAGCACCUAAAUGGAAGUCACCGUACAAAUGGAGACCGCCAAUUAGGAAACCGAAAUGGCGACCGCCAAUAAGAAUACCGAAAUGGCGUCCACCAAUAAAGGCACCACCAAAGUGGCGUCCACCAAUAAAGGCACCACCAAAAUGGCGUCCUCCGAUCAAGAGACCAAAAUGGCGUCCACCAAUUAAGACACCACCAAAAUGGCGCCCUCCGAUCAAGAAACCAAAAUGGCGGCCUCCGAUCAAGACACCAAAAUGGCGUCCACCAAUUAAGACACCAAAAUGGCGUCCACCAAUUAAGACGCCAAAAUUUCCCCCACCUUUCAAGGCACCAAAAUGGCGACCACCAAUUAAGAAACCAAAAUUUCCCCCACCUAUAAAGGCACCAAAGUUUCCACCACCUUUCAAAGCACCAAAAUGGAGACCUCCAAUCAAGUCGCCGAAAUUUAGACCACCACUUAAAUUGCCAAAAUGGAGGAGACCCUAUCCAAAGAAAUACUAGAUACAAUUUUGAAUAUUUCAAAGACAUUUCUAAAUUCCAUCUUCCUGAUAUAAAUUACAAAAGGAGUGUAUAUUUUUUAAAAUGUAAAAUUUGAAAAA
Molecule: messenger RNA, 1065 nt
Organism: Ruditapes philippinarum (Manila clam)
Lineage: Eukaryota; Metazoa; Mollusca; Bivalvia; Venerida; Veneridae
Exons: 2
Coding region: 59-967 (302 amino acids)
Source: RefSeq, a predicted model, not a curated record